Messenger RNA from Phyllopteryx taeniolatus (common seadragon), 4819 nucleotides. RefSeq lists its product as uncharacterized. The record is from RefSeq and is a predicted model, not a curated record. NCBI's taxonomy places the organism in Eukaryota, Metazoa, Chordata, Actinopteri, Syngnathiformes, Syngnathidae. Bases 736 to 3141 code for a protein of 801 amino acids. The transcript is spliced from 6 exons.
CGGCAGCACUGCUCCUGAACGAACAUGAACACAUAUUUCAUUGUCGGUGGACAAGCAUUCCACGCCGUUUUGACCCUUUUUUUGCUUUGUUUUAUUCUCUCCCUUUGAGUGACAGCUCGGUGGGCUCCGCCUCCUGUCGACCGGUGGCUGGCGGGCCGUCCUCGGCUGCGCGGGGGAGGCCGGCUCGGGCUUGCGGGUGCGCGGAGGCGCGGAGGCGACGAUGCGGCUGCUCGCAUGCGGCGCGUGUCGCAGAUGACGCGCAAUGGACGCAGUGCUGCUGCUGCUGCUGGGGGGGGGGAGCAUCUGACGAUGCUGAGGGAGGAGGAGGAGGAGGAGCAGGAAGGACGCCUUUGUGGUGUGGUCGCUUCUAUUUUAAGCCAGCUCGGACCGGGCCAACAUUCGGUGGAUCCACGGCGAGGAUGAGGAUGAGGAUGAGGAUCCUGCACACCCUCCACCAGCUGUGAACACGAGACAGAGGCGACAGCAUCUCGGCAUCGAAUAAGGUUGUUCAUUAGAGUGGACAAAGACAACCGCGGAGCCUGGACUCAUCCACACAAACGUCCUUCAGUCUCCCGGGCGUCAUCACGAGAAGGCCCGCGAGGGGCAGUUGUUGCCGUUAUUGUGCUUUAGCUGGACGAAAUAUUCCGAGCAAUGCGGGACUAUCAGGACGACGUCUAAGCGAAGAGCAUCGCUAUCUGUAUUGCGAUUGCUAGCGAGAAGCGAGAGCCUCUCUCGAUGAGGCUCACGUGGAGCGCCAUGCUGCAGCACAACAACAACAACAACUACCCGUGCCAGAAGGCGGCCCACCGCGAGGCGCCCCUCAAGUGCGCCUCGGCCUCCCGGCUGCUCCCCGGCAGGAUGGAGCUGGGCCUCGGGGACCUGCCGCUCAUCCGGGGCCUGCGGGCCUGGGCGCUGUGCUCCAAGAACCGGCAGAAGGCCGGCGUCCCGGCGGGCGGCCGACGAGCACCGGUGACGCCGCCCGCCGGUCGGAGGACGUCCCGUCCCGGACAGGCGGGUGUGGACCCGAGCGGGGCGUGGGGUUCGGGGUACGGCCUCCCUCAGGCCGGGGCGGGCGCCCUGGUGACGGUGGCCACUCUGAAGACAUCUGAAGGCAACGGGAAGACGCAGACUCAGUGCCUCUUUCUGCGGAACGACAAAGGAAGUUAUUCGUACUCCGCAUCUGGGGGUACAAGCGGGGCCGGGGGGUGGCUCAGGGGGAAGUCAGGUACAGGUACCGGGCGGCAAGACAUUGUUUCUGCUCUCCAAACACAGACCGCGGCGAGCCGAGUCCGAGCGCGCUCGGGCCGGAGAUGGAGGAAGUCCGGUCACCCGGUCGGCCGAGAGAAAAGACAUCCUGAUAAGGAAGUCGCCGAGAAGCAGGAAAAGCUAAGCAAACCCGGUUCGCAGUGCCUCGCCAAUCCCGAAGGGGAGGCCUGUCGGGAACACGGAGGACCGAGGGGGACUCCCGGAUGGCUCCAGAAUCGGUCCACUGAGGAAGGUCCAAGGAAGACCAGUCACGCUGCCAGCCAAGACGACAAAUCUGACGAGGAAGUCACAGUGAAACAGGAAGAGCUAGACAAAGUGUGUCCAGACCGCCUCAGCAGUCCCCAAGGGGAUGCCUGUAGGAAAAGCCGAGGACCAGGGGGGAGUCCCGGAUUCCAUCAGAUUCCUUCCGACAAGGAAAGUCAGACGAAGUCCAGUCACGUGGCCAACCGAGACCAAAGACUUCCUGAGGAGGAAGUUACUGAGAAACAGGAAGAGCCAGACAAAGUCAGUCCGGAGCGCCUUGAAAGUCCCGAAGCGGGAGUCGGUCGGGAAGGCGGAGGACUGCGGAGGAGGCCUGGAUGCCUUCAGAAUGCUUCCAAUGAGGAGAGUCCAAGCAGAGAAGGCACUCUGAGUGGAAUGAAGGGGGAGUGGGAACAGAAUGCGGAGGAGGACGAGAAGGGGAACGAACUCUGCCGGAAUGAUCCUUGUAUUUCAGCGGGGCCCAACCCGGAGCUGGAAUCUUCUCACUCUCACUCGGAAUGUGAGGGCGGAAAAGACUCCGUAAACAUGACAAAGAGACCGGAUGAGGAAGAGAGCACUAUCCGGGCGACUUUUGGUCACACCGCAGCCACGAGCAGAUGCCCCGAGGCCUCCCAUACUGCAGGGGGCGGCGCUUGCCAAGCUGAAGGUUGCCAGGUUGGGAGAGCGCUCGGGAACAGCGGUGUGCGACCGGAGCCAAAGCCAGACCCCGAGCUGGAGCACAAUGUGACAAACGCAACGAGGGAAUCAUCAUCUUUUUCUUUUUCAAGACAAAGCUUCCAACGGGAAUUCGUGGAGGGGAAAGGAGCUGAUUGGGUGCCAAAGGAGUUUGUGCGUGGAUGCAUGCCAACUCCCGCUGGUCCCCGCCCGCAUAAUCCCACGCCCUCCCCGCCCCUGUCGGCCGCCGUGGCGACCGGUCAGCCCCGCGCCGAGGCAGAAGAAGAAGGAGGAGGCAAAGACGGCACAGCGCUGGAAAGCCGGGACAGAAAACAGGAGGAAGAGGAAGAGGAAGAUGAGUUCGGAGUGUUCAUGCAAGCGGGCGGUGGAGAAGAGUGCGGCCAGGGCGGCGCCGUUUCUGCCCCGCUGCCUUGCGGGAGCUCAGCGGCGUUCGGGAGCAGUGCGCUCUCCGGGGAGUCGAGCGAACGGAGGCCCGCCCGGACGGGAAGCCCGGACGCCCGGACGGCCUUUCGUCGGGACGCGGCGGGAUGGCGGUGGCCGGACGAGGGAAGGACGCACGACGAGGCGCUCGACCGCCGACUGGCGCGUGUCUUUGCCACGGCUUUCCCCUCGCUGCCCACCUCGGCGCCCCGCCUCCCGGCCGACGUCAUUCCCACAUUGGCGCAGCUCCUCGAAAGCAGCAGUCAGGAGCAGCGGCUGCUGGACGGCUUCCGCGACGUCGGCAAAAUGUCCGCCCGGAGAUACAAACGCGGCGGCGUGUCCCGAAGUCUCCUGCUGAGCUCGCUCCGAGUCGAGCAGCCCAACACCGAGAGCCGAGCCGCCGCUCGGUCGGCCGAUCGGCGCCCCUCCCCCGGCCUGCGCUCGCCCAAUCGGCACCCUCGCAACGCGGCGGCCAAGCGGCGGCUGUCGUGCGACUGCGACGCGAGCGGCCCCAAGUGACGGCGGCGUCCGGUGUUUUGUUUUUGGCGUUUUUUUUUAUUUUUUAUUUUUAUUUUCAAUCUGGCGACGGCACGGACUCCCGCAUUGCUUUGACUUAUUUUGGAAUUGAAAACAGUCGACGAUGGCUGUUUGGACUUAAAAAGGACAAAGUGCAUUUUUAGGGGCGGAGCGCAAACCUUUAACACGGUUUAGAUUUGCCAGAUGAAGAAUACAGGAGACUGUUGUCACGUGUCGGACACAGCCGCCGCUUGCCAGAAAUUCCUGCAGCUUUCAUGUUCGCCUCGUUUCCUCUCAGCCUUGCAGUGGAUUUUUCUUUUGUGAGUUUUUGUAGCGCUGGAUUACAGUUACAUUUUUAUUCUACACCGUUUAGCUUCACCCCAGCCAAGAAAUAUGGGCAGAUUGUUGUUCCACGUAGGACACAGACAGAAAUUCCUGCUGCUCCUUUGUUCUUCUUGUCUUUCCACUAAGUGUCUUUUUUAUCUUGCACCAAAAUGUUGUUUCUUCUUUCUUUUUAACUGUGAAUUACAAAAUCCCCAGAGCCCAGACAGUGGAUUAAAUAUGGGAGAUUGUUGUCACAUGUAGGAAUUUCUGAAGCUCCUUCCAUGUUGAUCGAUCCUUCUUGUCGUUUCAGUGGAUUAUUUGUCUUUUUGUUGUACUGGAAUACAAUUAAGUUUUAUUUUGCACCGUUCAGCUUCACUAUAGCUUAAAUAUGUAUACAAAAAAUAUGGCAGAUUGUUGUCUCGUGUAGGACCGAGGCAGAAAUCCCUACAGCGCUUUCGUUCAUCUUUUCAGCAUGUGAAUUGUGUGGACUGCAGCUACCAUUUUUUGUUUUUGAAAACACUGGAAUACAAGCGUCCCCACAACCACGACAGGAGAUUAAACACAUGAGAUUGUUGUCACAUGUAGGAUAUAGCCACCACGUGUCAGAUAUUCCUGCAGCUCCUUUAACGUUGCUACAGGCCACUUCUAAUCUUUCCAGUGGCUGACUUUGGGUUUUAGUUACACUGGAAUACAAUUAAGUUUUAAUUUACGCUGUUCGGCUUCCCCAUAUCUCAGUCAAGGCAGAUUGUUGUCACAUGCAGGGCGUGGUCUGAAAUUCCUGCAGCUUGUUUUUUUUUCAGGAAGUAGGUUUUUAAAAAUGUGUACGCUGUUUAGCUUCCCCACAGUAUGAAGAAUACGGCAGAUUGUUGUCACGUGUAGGACUCGGCCACAAUUCCCCGCAGUUCCCUUUUUUGGGAAAUGUUUAGUUUUUAAAGGAGGACUGCAAGCGCAAUUUUGUGCUUUUAAAAAAUAAAAAUAAAAAACACUGGAAUGCAAGCGAGAGAAGUUGAUGACACGAUGCCUGCUCAUUGGUCACCGGUGUGCAGUAGGCGGCGCCGAGGAGCACUCACGUGACAGUUGCGUGGUGGCGUGUUUAGACAAGGCCGCGGUUUGUUUUGAGGGUUUGUCGCCUCGCUGCUGACGUGGACUCAAAUCCCCGUGUUCCGCUUCCCGUCGUCUCCACGCGAGCAAUGGAAAUGUGUUGCCACGGGAACGUGAUCUGUUUACUUUGCGGACCGGGACGUCUCCCGCCGCCGGUUUCUUUGUUCGUUGUCCUGCUGUGUUUGUACCGUCACGGUUUUCACCCCAACGAGGAAGGCCGUGACCUGAUCGUCAAAUAAAUUGACCCUGCUCCCUC